AUGGACCCCAACCCUUUCAAUGAUAGUUCCGCGGAUGCGGGUGACCGCAUGCAUUCGAACUUUGUCAGGGACCUCGGUUGGGCGGACGCACUCUUAUCUGGAGCCGGCCCAGGCCAUGAUUACACGGUCGGAGCCAGCCCAGGCAACAGCUACCAGUCAAGCCAAGAUGCCCAGCUCGGCAGCAUUGACGAGCAAGCUCCGCAGUCAAGCCCGUCUCUGGUCGGCUCUGGCGCUGCUAGUCAAGUUGGCGAGCAGCCUCAGAUUCAAUGGCCGACCCCGGCUGUCCCAGAAGAGCCUAUGGUGAUGGAGACUGACCAGCCCGGCCAGCCUUUCCAACCGGAUUUGCAGCCCACGUCGGUUGUCUUUCCUUUCGGUGGCGCAAACACCCAGGAUCGGCAGAGCCAGACCAUGGAUGUGGAUGCCGAGAUCGCGAACGCGGGGGCCAAGACCAUGAACGAGGAGAUGCAGGCCCUGAAUGACUUGCUGGCACAUUACGCCAACCAGGAGCCAGAGAUCACAAACGCGAAGGCCCAGGACAUGAACGCGGAGACUCAGAUCAUGAACGCGGAGGCCCAGGUCAUGAACGGGAAGAGCCAGACCAUAAACGGGGGCCCCGCACAGAUUGAUCGAGGAUCUGGCAACACUCCCGAUGCCAAGAAGAAGCAUCUUUUCAUUGAUUUCUGCGAUUAUAUGGCAUGGUCACUAACUGUGAGGAAUGCCCGUGCCGCACUGAGGAGUGGGCAGCCGGCAAGUAUACCGCGAGGCAUCGCGAUGUCGAGUGUGCUGGCCUCGUAUCGUCUGUACGCAAAGGGUCAUCAUGAACUGCCACCCACCCCAAUCGAGUGGACGGGGCAUUCCAAGCACAGUCCAGCAUGCCUUCCCUUGGAACUUCAGUUGCUCAAUAACGGCAUGCGAGAGUAUAUGCGCAAGGACCCAACUUCUUCUCCAGGCAACGACCGAGUCAAAUGCGUGCCCUUGGGAGACGGCCGCUGGGAAGUCCAGCGCAAUAACGACAUGCGACGCACGCGCUUGGAAGACGGCCGGGGACCCAGAUAUGCGUGGCAUGGACACGGCUGUAAGGCAGGGCCAAGCUCGUCGCAGAAUGGAGUGCCGCCUCGACAACACAGCAGACGGGGGACUUCACGAUUACGUCGGCAAGGUCAGACUCCAUCGCAACCUGCGUCGGGAUUGUCGACGCAAUUCCAUCUGCCGUUAGACCCGCAGAUGCAGCUUGUAUACGAGGGACGUCAGCAACAACAGCCUCAACAGCAACAGGGUCAGCAGUUGCAACAACAGCAGAAGCAGCCUCAGCAGCAACAGCCCCAGCAGCUACAGGAGUCUCAGGAACUUCAACAGGCUCAUCAGCAACUGCAGCAGCUGCAAAUACAGGUUCAGCAGCAACGACAAAAGGCUCGGCAGCAACUUCAACAGGCUCGGCAGCGACUGCAGCAGCUGCAACUACAAGUUCAGCAACAACAGCAACAACAACAGCAACAACAACAGCAACAACAACAGCAACAACAACAGCAACAGCAACAGCAACAGCCUCAGCAGCAACAAUAA
Molecule: messenger RNA, 1563 nt
Organism: Colletotrichum gloeosporioides
Lineage: Eukaryota; Fungi; Ascomycota; Sordariomycetes; Glomerellales; Glomerellaceae
Exons: 2
Coding region: 1-1563 (520 amino acids)
Source: RefSeq, a predicted model, not a curated record